GCUGCUCAGAAACAGGCGAAGAACAGGAAGAAGAGCCCCGACGGCGAGGCUCCGUCCACCGCUGAGGUCGAUCUCUUCAUGUCCACGCAGAGGAUCAAAGUCCUCAAUGCAGACACUCAGGAGUCUCUGAUGGAUUUGCCUCUGAGGACGAUCUCCUACAUCGCCGACAUCGGUAACAUGGUGGUGCUGAUGGCCCGGGGGAAGAUGGUUCGAUCCCGCAGCGCACAGGACAACCUGGACCACGCAGCCGAGCAAACCACCAUGAGCCACGACGACAGACGUCUCUACAGGAUGAUCUGUCACGUGUUCGAGUCCGAGGACGCUCAGCUGAUCGCUCAGUCCAUCGGUCAGUCCUUCAGCGUCGCCUACCAGGAGUUCCUCAGGGCCAACGGCAUCGACCCCGAGGACCUGAGCCAGAGGGAGUACAGCGACCUUCUCAACACCCAAGACAUGUACAACGAUGACCUCAUCCACUUCUCCAAGUCGGAGAACUGCAGAGACGUUUACAUCGAGAAGCAGAAAGGAGAGAUCCUGGGCGUGGUGAUCGUGGAGUCGGGCUGGGGCUCCAUCCUCCCCACCGUCAUCAUCGCCAGCAUGAUGCACGCCGGUCCGGCAGAGAAGUCCGGUCGACUUAAUAUCGGAGAUCAGAUCAUGACCAUCAACGGGACGAGUCUGGUGGGUUUACCGCUGAGCACCUGCCAGAGCAUCAUCAAGGGUCUGAAGUCUCAGUCCAGGAUCAAGAUGAACAUCGUCAGGUGUCCUCCCGUCACCAUGGUGCUGAUUCGCAGGCCGGACCUCAGAUACCAGCUGGGCUUCAGCGUCCAGAACGGCAUCAUCUGCAGCCUGAUGAGAGGCGGCAUCGCUGAGAGGGGAGGCGUUCGUGUCGGUCACCGCAUCAUCGAGAUCAACAGCCAGAGCGUCGUGGCCACGCCCCACGAGAAGAUCGUUCAGAUCCUGUCUAACGCCAUGGGGGAGAUCCACAUGAAGACGAUGCCUGCGGCCAUGUACCGUCUGCUGACAGCGCAGGAACAACCAGUCUACAUCUGAACACGCGCCACAUCACUGUCUGUCGUUACUACUGUCCAGUCAUCUUUGAGUUAACACCCCUCUCCUCCCCGUCAUGUUUGAUAUCACUCGACUAGCCUUAACCUGUACAGUGUGAACAUGUGAACAUGCUCAGUGCGGCAGCAGGAGGCAGAUUAUCUCACUAGGCCGAGUGUUAACGUGACGUCUUAUGUUUGACCAAAGAGAACUUGUGGAUUUUAUUGUGCAUAUGUAGGUGGCAAAGAGUAAAAUACGACCUUUUGGUUAAAUAGCUGUAAUUAUCUGAAUGUACUCAAAUCAUGUUGGACCUAUAAGUUAUCAGGGCGACACCAGUGAUACAGAACUUCUACACUGAAGCGAUGGAGGAAUGCAUGUACAGUUCUGCUGAAUAAACUCUAAAGCAAAACAAGACGAAUUCUGUUCUGUUUUCUUCGACAGGAUUUGAGACGAAGGCAGACGGACGAUAAG
This is a messenger RNA of Paralichthys olivaceus (Japanese flounder), 1512 nucleotides long. The record is from RefSeq and is a predicted model, not a curated record. Lineage: Eukaryota; Metazoa; Chordata; Actinopteri; Pleuronectiformes; Paralichthyidae.